Molecule: messenger RNA, 2824 nt
Organism: Ananas comosus (pineapple)
Lineage: Eukaryota; Viridiplantae; Streptophyta; Magnoliopsida; Poales; Bromeliaceae
Product: P-loop NTPase domain-containing protein LPA1
Exons: 8
Coding region: 120-2468 (782 amino acids)
Source: RefSeq, a predicted model, not a curated record
AGGGAGAGAGAGAGAGAGAGAGGAGAGAGAGAGAGAGAGGCGACAUGUGGAGGUCGCAUGCGAGCGAUGCGUGGAAAGCGUGAGAACGCGAUGGCGCGAUCGUGUUGGAAGCUUUGGUCAUGGCGGAUCGAGCCCCCUCUCCUUCAAAAACCCUAACCCUGACCCCGACCUCGCACCCCGAUUUCCCCGAUCUCGACGACUCUGGCUCCCGAUCGACACGGGACUUCGUAUUCCCCGAGGGGGGUUUGGAGAUGGCGGAGGCGCCGAAGCUGCUGUACAUUGUGGUGGUGGACGAUGCGGAGGAGAAGGGAGGAGGAGAUGGGAGCGAGGGCGCGUCGUUCCGGUACACGCGAUCUGUGCUGCAGAGCACGCUGCAGCUCAUGGGAUGCAAGGCUCGCCACGCUUUCAAGAUUAGCAGAAGGGUGUUUGACGUGAUGAGAAACGAAUACCCGGACACUGGCUUGCCUUCUUAUGCAUCAAAAUCAGAUCCAUUGAGCACUUCAUGCGGCAAAGAGAACUAUUCUCUUCAUACUGGUGAUAACUUAUGCUAUGGAGAAUCCACUGAGCACUUAUCUCAAGGGAAGACAGAAAUUAAUAAUACAAUACCGUUUGAAUGGUACAAAAGACAAACUACGGUUGUUGUUAAAAGGGAGGACUUUCUGAAUGUUGUUUGUGAUGCCCUAUCUUCAUAUAAUUAUGUUGCUCCCAAUCAAAGGGCUGACUUGCUUGUAGCAUGCAGAAUUCGAGAAAGAAAAGAAUCGGUGACUGUUCUUUUGUGUGGCACGAGUGGAUGUGGCAAGUCUACUCUAUCUGCUCUACUGGGAAGCAGACUGGGCGUUACAACUGUAAUUUCCACUGAUUCAAUACGACACAUGAUGAGGAGCUUCGCAGAUGAAAAACAAAACCCACUGCUUUGGGCUUCGACAUAUCAUGCAGGGGAAUUUCUAGAUCCAGUAGCAGUUGCUCAAGCAAAGGCCAAGCGCAAAGCCAAGAAACUUGCCGUUGUUUCCCAUGCAAGUUGCAAAGAAGAGAGAGAUGGGGCUUCAAAUGAGAAGUCUGACCCUAAAUCUUUGGAUUUUGUUAGUGCCACUGAGUUGAUUGGGAAAAAGCAAAUGGCUGUUGAAGGAUAUAAAGCACAGAGUGAAAUGGUCAUCGACAGCCUUGAUAGAUUAAUCACCGCAUGGGAAGAUCGAAAAGAAUCUGUAGUUGUUGAGGGUGUCCAUUUAAGCCUCAAUUUCGUGAUGGGGCUAAUGAAGAAACACCCAUCGAUAAUACCCUUCAUGAUCUACAUAUCAAACGAGGAGAAACACAUGGAACGCUUUGCAGUUCGUGCAAAAUACAUGACACUUGAUCCAGCAAAAAACAAGUAUGUCAAGUACUUCCGCAACAUUAGAACUAUCCAAGAAUAUCUCCGCAACCGCGCUGAUAAGCAUCUGGUGCCAAAAAUAAACAACACAAAUGUCGACCGCAGUGUGGCGUCCAUUCAUGCAACAGUCUUUAGCUGCCUUCGAAGGCGAGAGGCUGGAGAGCAGCUUUAUGAUCCUGUUACAAAAACAGUAGCAGUAGUAGACGAAGAGUACAGAAGUCAGUGUGCUGCUAAUUCUUUGAGUUCGAAGGGGAUGUUUCAGUUGAUUCAGAGGAAGGGGUCAUCGAGGCAUCUGAUGGCUUUACUAAAUACAGAUGGGUCUGUAGCGAAGGCUUGGCCUGUUGAAUCUGUUGAUAAUCUUGGAAAGUCCAGUUAUGGAAAUGGCGGUGAGAAGUGUGUGGGGAAUCCCAUGUACGGCCCUCUUCAGAUUGGAAAGGCCGAGCCGGUCAAUCUUCAAUUUGGUUGUUUUGGGAUCAGUGCGUGGCCUAGUGAUACGGGUGGUACAAGUCAUACUGGAAGUAUUGAUGAUUCGAAAGCUGAUGGUACUGAUACUGGUAGCAGAUAUUUCUCCUCCUGUUGCAGCUCUCCAAAGAUGUCUGAUGGACCUGCCAAAGAGCCUAAGGAAGAGUUAUCGGUGUCUGGUAGUGAAGAAGAGGCUGAUGAUCUGCCUGAUGCUGAUAGUGAUGACGAUCUAAGUGAUGUUGAGGGCAAGGAGAUCCAUGAGAUGGAAGGCUCUGUUGAUGAAGACUCGACCAAGUCUGAUGAGGAGUACGAAGACCUGGCCAUGCGAGAUGACAUAGCAAAUGGCUACUCGUCCGACGAUGACGAGGAACUGACCAGUUUUAAAAACCCACCACCGGACGUAGACAAGAUCUCAACAACAAUUGGAGAGGAGGACGACAACUUUACCGAAAAGUACCAACACAAUCUAGAUCUCUUCUUAAAGCUGCGCGAAGGUGAUGUGAAGCAACCACAUGGUAGUGAGAGAAGCAGCAACCUGAAAAUGCGGAAGAGAUCGAUGAGCGACUCUAUGCGGCUCCAGAGCCGGGGGGUGCAAAGCUUCCCAACUCUCGGCGAGUCCUUGUCCUUGUACAGUAACUGACUUGCUGCAGAAACCCUGCCCCCUCGGUGGGGAUUUUUGUGAGCUGCAGAACCAAACCGUGGGGUUGGUGAUAUAACGGAGGAAACAUUUUUAUGUUCACUUACUAGGAAUAUGAUUGACAUGGUAGAACCUCAUCUCGUGUAUGUAAAGGAGUGAUGACAAGCCACUACUAAGAUACCUGGCAUAUCUUUUAGAAUAUGGAAGAUUCUCAAAGAAUGUAAUCUGGGUUAGGUUGGAUUUUGUUGUUGGAUGGCGACGAUAGGGUAGUUCGUUUUGCAAUUUUCAAGAGAAUCAUUUGACGUUUUUGGUGACCAAUUUUAAACCAUCUGGGAGGGCUCCACACCCUGACUUUUGUA